AUGGACUUAGUCAGCUUACCAUGCAAGGCUUGGGUUACAGCCCAGAGAUAUUACAAAUGGAAAUCAUUACCAGCAAACAGUUACCCAUACUGUAAUAUACCACCACAUCAAAGAAAGGCGUUUAUGGAAACAUAUGAAGAGUAUGCACGACAAAAUACAGAAGACGAUGUAAAAGAAAUGUACACAGAGGAUAAAUUAAGAAAAUGGCAGAAGGCAUGCAUCAGAAUACUUAAGGAGACGGAAGAUCGUGAAGUGGUGUGGAUAUAUGAUAGAGACGGAGGUGCUGGAAAGACCUAUCUCUGCAAACAUCUCAAUGCAGUAGAAGGGGCCGCAAUCUUUCAGAACGGAAACAGUAAGGAUAUCAGUUACGCCUACAAUGGAGAGAAGAUAGUGUGUUUUAAUUACACAAGAGAUGACGAAAAGUUAGUUAAUUAUGCAAUCCUGGAAAACUUAAAGGACGGAUAUUUAUUCAGUGCCAAAUACGAUAGCAGAACAAAACAUUUCCAGAGCCCCAAGGUGAUUUGCAUGGCCAACUUCGUGCCAGACGAGACCAAAAUGAGUGAAGAUCGGUACUGGAAUUUCCAACUCGUAAAAAAAGAAGAUGAAUACCAAAUGAUUGUAUGUUAA
Lottia gigantea (owl limpet) is the source of this 627-nucleotide messenger RNA. RefSeq lists its product as hypothetical. The transcript has a single exon. Lineage: Eukaryota; Metazoa; Mollusca; Gastropoda; Lottiidae. Bases 1 to 627 code for a protein of 208 amino acids. The record is from RefSeq and is a predicted model, not a curated record.